AUGUCGACAACUGCAAGUAUUGCUUCCAAUUAUCCUACUCACUCUCAAACCAGCGCUCAAAAGUCCCCCUCGACAUUCGAAUUCACAAAACGAAAGCGAUGGGCAGAUCUACUCGCAGCAGAACUCGUCGACGCUGUCACUUUUAUUCUGUCACCAACUAGCAAAAUCCUAUACUGUGGAGCAUCCGUCACUGAGCUGCUGGGCUGGAGGAGUAGCGAUCUCAUCGACUGUGAUUUCACAGAUUUCAUCAGAUAUGCAGAACAAGACGACUUCUUGCGUAAUUUCAGGCAUUGUCUCAAGGCAAACUUCGAAUUCCUUCUCCAAGUUCACUUGCGAUGCAGAGAAUCUCUGCCUGCUUUGCCCUCGACACCCAGAGAAGUCCUCUUCGAACUGAAAGGCUACUCGCACUACAUACUCGAGCACGGAACGGACUGUACUUGCGUCUUGAUGGUGGCCAAGCCGCUGAUAAGUCGGAACACAGCCACGUUGAGAACUUAUAUAGAGCUGACGGUGGAAAAUGAACGGCUAAAGUCAAAGGUGGAGGGGUUAAAAAGCAUCGUUGCAUCCCAGCCUGCAUUACCCGAGCCUCCAUCGAGCACAGUGAAUUCGAUGUACGCAACGUCCAUGAUGGGCCCGCCGAUGGUACCCCCAACUUCUGUGGAUCCUCCCACUUCGUAUUACAUUGCGUCGAAUCUGUCCACCUCUACAUUGGGCGACACAAAAGGCACAAAGGAUUACAGCGCCGAUAGCUUGCACGACUCUGAGUCUAUCCCAACCAGCAGCAGCACAGACGAUGAUGUAGGAGAUGGUGCGAAGAGGAAGAAGCUCAAGAAAGGCCUUGGGGCGGAACAAUACGUUUGCAUCACAUGUGGACGCACUGACUCGCCUGAAUGGCGCAAGGGACCUCUCGGUCCCAAAACCCUUUGCAAUGCAUGUGGGCUAAGGUGGGCAAAGCAGGUACGGAAGGUAGAUGAGCCAGGGGAUGGGUCAGCGGCGUCUUGUUGA
Laccaria bicolor S238N-H82 is the source of this 1005-nucleotide messenger RNA. Its product is annotated as white collar photoreceptors-like protein. The coding region runs from base 1 to 1005 and encodes 334 amino acids. Lineage: Eukaryota; Fungi; Basidiomycota; Agaricomycetes; Agaricales; Hydnangiaceae. Gene Ontology annotation, biological process: regulation of DNA-templated transcription. Gene Ontology annotation, molecular function: sequence-specific DNA binding; zinc ion binding. The transcript has 5 exons. The record is from RefSeq and is a predicted model, not a curated record.